UGCCAGUGGCAACACUGUUGUUUUUGUUUCGAAGUGAACGGACGCGUGAGCGGACCUUUAAAGUUUUUUGGGAUAAUAUUUUGUUUUCAAACCAACGGGCUGAAAAGAAAACAAACGAAAAGCGGCUAAAGACACAUCCGCUCACAAUAAAUAACGCCGCAAUAUAGGCGAAUGUGUUAAUAAUUGAACGGUGGCCGAGACUUAAAAUACAGGCUGAAAAACCAAACGACUAAAAGUGAUCAAAAUGAAAUUGUUUGGAACAGCAACAGUUGCUUUGUUCGCAUUGCUGGCCAUUGGCAAUGCAGUAGCUGCCGAUGAGCAUAAGGAGGAUGAGGAGGGGACCACAGCAACAGCGGAAGAAACACCAGUGAGUGAACCGCCCAUUAAGCUGGUCCAUGUGCUCCAACCCGGCGAACGUGAAUAUCUAUCACCCAACUUGAUUGGUGUCCAAAAUAUAGCCAUGACUUUUCUGCCUUUAUCGAUGAACUUUAUCAACAUAAUCGACGCCUAUCGCGAGAUUGUGAAUGGCGUUAGCUAUGAGAUAUUGCUAAAUGCUGUCGAUACCAAGGCAAAGGAUCCAAAAGAAGCGGAUAUUAUAUGCAGAUUGGUUGUACUCGAGAAGCCAUGGAUGCGCACUCAAUGGGGUGAUAAAUAUCGUGAAUUGGUCAAUUCAAAUUGUACGACGGAUGGCACGGAGAAUCGAACAAUUGAUGAUGAUGAGCGGUCGAAGGUGUUGAAUGAGAAAUAUGCAUCCCGCAAUAAGCGUCAACAGAAUGAGGUCCCUGUGGGCGAUAGGAAACCAUACAGUGAGAAACAGGCCGAGGCUCAGCUGCAGCGUACCCUGGACAAGUUAACCGCUGGCGAGGGUCCACAUUAUAAAAUUGUGAAAGUUUAUUCGGCCACACGUCAAGUUAUAUCUGGAACAUUGACCCGCAUAGAUGCCGAUCUAAUUGAUGGCAAUGAGGAACAGCAUCGUUGCAUUGUAGAAAUCUGGGCACAGCCUUGGUUAGACCGAGGACACGAGAUCACCUUCAAGUGCCGCAAUCAGCCAAUUGUGCUUGCCCGUCAUAGUCGAUCGGUUGAAUGGGCCGAAAAGAAGACGGGACACAAGAAGCAUAAUCAUCAUUCCCUGGACAAGGUAGAGCAUUUAUUUCACAAGUUCCAAAUCAAAUUCGAACGCCGCUAUGUGAACAGUGUUGAGCGUCAGAUGCGUUUACGGAUAUUCCGUCAGAAUUUGCGUAUAAUUGAGCAAUUAAAUGCCAACGAAAUGGGAAGUGCUAAAUAUGGUAUUACCGAAUUCGCUGAUAUGACCAGUACAGAGUACAAAGAACGUACCGGACUCUGGCAGCGCACUGAGGGACAACCAACUGGAGGUCAGAAGGCUGUAGUGCCAUCAUAUCCUGGCGGUGAAUUGCCCAAGGAAUUCGAUUGGCGCCAAAAAGGCGCUGUGAGCUCUGUGAAAAAUCAAGGAUCAUGUGGUUCAUGCUGGGCAUUCAGUACUAUUGGCAAUAUUGAAGGCUUGAAUGCUGUAAAAACCGGUCAAUUAAAGGAAUUCUCAGAACAGGAACUAUUGGAUUGUGAUACCAAAGAUAGUGCCUGCAAUGGUGGUCUACCGGAUAAUGCCUACAAAGCCAUUCAGGAAAUCGGUGGCUUGGAAUAUGAAUCAGAAUAUCCCUAUAAGGCCAGGAAGGAGCAAUGUCAUUUUAAUAAAACUCUUGCCCAUGUCCAGGUCACUGGUUUUGUGGAUUUACCCAAGAACAAUGAGACAGCAAUGCAGGAGUGGCUUAUCGCCAAUGGACCCAUCUCAAUCGGUAUUAAUGCCAAUGCCAUGCAAUUUUAUCGCGGCGGUGUUUCACAUCCAUGGAAAAUUCUAUGUGAAAAAUCGAACCUUGAUCAUGGUGUACUAAUUGUUGGUUACGGCGUCUCUGAUUAUCCAAAUUUCCAUAAAACUUUGCCAUAUUGGAUUGUGAAGAAUUCCUGGGGUCCUCGUUGGGGCGAACAGGGCUAUUAUCGUGUUUAUCGUGGCGAUAAUACUUGUGGAGUCAGCGAAAUGGCCUCUUCUGCUAUUUUGGCCUAGAGAUAUACUCAAAUACGCCUCUCCCUGAACAACAAAAACAAAAAACAAUACAUAUAUAUACAUAUAUAUAUAUAUAUAAAUAUACAUAAACCUUUAUAUAUCUAGGCUAAUUUUUUCAAACAAAAGUUCUUGCAGAUUUUUUGCAUUUUCUGUGUAUAAUGUUUUUCUAUAGUUUCGUUUCGUUUCUUUUUGACAAAUCGUGAACUUUUGUUCUGUGAUUAUCAUAUAAUAUAACCAUAAUUUUGUGUCAGUUUCGUAAUCUCCUCAAUACACAAUAUCUGAAUACUUAAUAUAACGAAAAACAGCUUAAAGAAAAUUGUAAUAAAUUUAAAUUUACAAAACAAA
Molecule: messenger RNA, 2422 nt
Organism: Drosophila willistoni
Lineage: Eukaryota; Metazoa; Arthropoda; Insecta; Diptera; Drosophilidae
Product: putative cysteine proteinase CG12163
Exons: 6
Coding region: 245-2077 (610 amino acids)
Cellular component (GO): lysosome
Molecular function (GO): cysteine-type endopeptidase activity; cysteine-type endopeptidase inhibitor activity
Source: RefSeq, a predicted model, not a curated record